Molecule: messenger RNA, 576 nt
Organism: Bombyx mori (domestic silkworm)
Lineage: Eukaryota; Metazoa; Arthropoda; Insecta; Lepidoptera; Bombycidae
Product: chorion class CA protein ERA.1-like
Exons: 2
Coding region: 29-376 (115 amino acids)
Biological process (GO): chorion-containing eggshell formation; multicellular organism development
Cellular component (GO): egg chorion
Molecular function (GO): structural constituent of egg chorion
Source: RefSeq, a predicted model, not a curated record
AGUAGUACAUUAGUGAAAUCUAAUCAGUAUGUCGAGUUUCACGAUAUUUCUCUUCGUCGUUCAAGCGUGUUUGGUUCAAAAUGCUUUGUGCCAAUGCUAUGGCGGCUACAAUCCUGGCCCGAUUGUAAACGGAUACAGUGGUCCCAUCGGCGGUCCUGGGUACGGUCCUCCCGGCUGUGGGGGCUAUGGCGGUACCGGAGUCGGUACCGUGGCGAUUGCUGGCGAGCUGCCGGUUGGCGGUACCACGGUCGUGUCGGGACAAGUACCAGUGGUCGGCUGUGUCGAGUUCGAGGGUCCGGCUUGUGCGGCGGGAUCUGUGACGAUCAGCGGAAACUGCGUCUGCAGUUGCGGGGUGCCAGGGCCGAUUCUGUACUAAUUUAGGUUUAUCCAAAGCUUGAGAACACUUCUCUAGCCUAUAAUUCUAAACGUAACGCCUCAGAGGUAUACUUGUCUUUGUCACACUCAGUUAAGUUUUCACGCGAUCGAAAGAGAAAAAAACUGAAAGUGUCAUUGAGUAGACUGUGUUUUCAAUUGUGUUAUCUAAUUUUAAUGUUUUAAAUAAAUGUUUGUUAGUUA